CUUGCGACAGUUUGACCUUCAAGUGCCCACAUCCUUUAACUGAGAUCGACAUCCUUGAAGCGCUGCCGGCGCUGCAUCUUCCAUUUUUGAUUUCAGUUGGAAUAUUCCUUUAAUCUCGCGCUUGUUUUACUUCAGAUUGUUGUUGAUUUCUCUCCUUAUAAAGUAGAAGCCAUCAAUAAUGGGGAAGUCUUCACGUGAUAAACGUGAUAUUUACUAUAGAUUAGCUAAAGAAGAGGGUUGGAGAGCACGUAGUGCCUAUAAGCUGCUACAGAUUGAUGAUGAGUAUGGAAUUUUUUCUUCUGAAAAUGCUCCUUUAGAACGAGUGGUUGAUUUGUGUGCUGCACCUGGUAGCUGGUCACAAGUAUUAUCAAAACGUUUAUGGGAAUCGAAAUCUCCAAAGGAUAAAAAAUCUGUACUGCAUACAUUUUGAGAUUUCAUUAUUGAUAUUUCUUAAUGAAGGUGAAAAUCGUUGCCGUGGAUCUACAGGCUAUGGCCCCAAUACCAGGAGUUAUUCAAAUUCAAGGUGAUAUUACUAGUCAGGAUACGGCUCAACAGAUCAUCAAACAUUUUGACGGCAAGUUAGCUCAACUUGUUGUUUGUGAUGGUGCUCCAGAUGGUAAGUGAAUUUGAGCUUUUCAAGUUAAUAGUUUUCUAUUUGUAAAUUGAUUAUAUGUAAGUUUGGACUUCUGUCCGUUUAAACUUUUGGUAUAAAUAUAUGCCACUUUGUAUUAGGUUUAUUUUAUUGACUCUUUGUGUUCUACUACCAAUUUUCAUUGAGUAAUGUACUUUAAUCUUAAAAUCCUUACUCCACGUAUUAACGAUCUUGCUAACAAUUUUCUUAUUAUUUUUGUAGUGACAGGUCUACAUGAUUUGGAUGAAUAUGUUCAGUCGCAUCUUAUCUUAGCUGCUAUAACUAUCUGCUCAAGAGUUCUUGAGCUUGGUGGUACAUUUGUUGCUAAGGUUUUUCGUGGACGAGAUUCUGGUUUACUAGGUUCCCAGCUCCGACUUUUGUUUUCGGGUGAUGUUAGUUUUGCAAAACCAAGAGCUAGUCGGAACUCUAGUUUAGAGUCCUUUGUUGUAUGUCGUGGAUUUAUGGGUCCUCGUUUACGGACAGAUUUGAAACCAUCCACAUCUUUCGAGAAUCAUUCAAGCAACGAUAGUUUGCUAUUAUUAUGGUACGACAAGGAUAACUUUGAAGACGUUAAUUCUUCUCAACAAGCUCUAUUACCAUUCAUUGCGUGUGGAGAUCUAAGGGGUUUUGACCCAGAUGUCACGUAUACUUUAGACCCUGAUCAUAUAGUCAAGCCACCAGUACAAGUUCCUGUAGAUCCUGCUUAUUCCGAAGUUUGCCGAUUCAGUCGCUUAAAUCAAUCAAAUACUUCGAAAUUUCAAUCUUUGGAAAAGAAUAAUGAAAUUGAUAAUAAUGAUGAUAUUUCUAGAUUUACAGAACUUAUGGAAAAGUUGUCUUUCGAUCCAAGAGAAGAUCAUUUAUGAUGUUUGCUUUUUAUGGACAAAACUAUUUUAUUCUAUAAACAAAUAAAUAUAUUACAUUUAUUC
This is a messenger RNA of Schistosoma margrebowiei, 1557 nucleotides long. NCBI's taxonomy places the organism in Eukaryota, Metazoa, Platyhelminthes, Trematoda, Strigeidida, Schistosomatidae. The record is from the annotation of a GenBank genome assembly.